AUGUCAGGAAUUUCAAGGUUAUACUCGCUCCUCUGUGUCACGUCAUGCACCUUGUACAACAUAGGGCUCUUUAAAGCACUAGGGAAUCUGUAUGUUACGACAAGAUCAAGUGCCGUUAUUCGGGGCUUCCAGGAACCCUUAACAUCCAAGCGAAUUUCCGAAAUUCGGGGCAUGCCAGUUAUAUUCGUACGAACGAUUUCGAAGAGACAUAAGGCCACAAGGUCAUCUGAAGGCAGUGAGAUUGACGCUAUGUCUUGCUCACAAAAAAGUUGUGCAGCGUGCAAGAAAUGGCUCACGUCAAAAUUUUUGCGAAAUCUCGACGUCCGACAGACCAAUCCAUCCGUAGAGACUGUUCUACGUUUUUUGAGAGAGGUCGGUCUGUUUGGAUGUCGUCCAGCUAAGAAGCCGCUGAUUUCUACCAAGAAUCGCAAAGCGCUUCUCGAUUGGGCUCAUGCUCACAAAAACUGGGCAAUCCAGCAGUAG
Haemonchus placei is the source of this 483-nucleotide messenger RNA. Lineage: Eukaryota; Metazoa; Nematoda; Chromadorea; Rhabditida; Trichostrongylidae. The record is from the annotation of a GenBank genome assembly.